GGCGCAUGGAUCAAACAAGUUUGGAGCAAGAGAUCGAUCGAAUGAUCGAGCGCACCCUGAACGACCACAAGGUGGCCCCCAACCACAUGGAGGGGCUGAGAAAUUAUCUCCGGCGAGAGACCCAACGCGAUCAGCGAGUCAGUCAGCUGGUGCGGUACCAGCAGGAGGAGCGUCAACGCAUGCAGCAGGAGUUUGAGCGCCAGCAAAAGUAUCUCAUCCAAGAGAUUUGCUCGGAAAUGGAUCUGUCGUUGUAUGGUGACAGCAGCAGCGAAACUGAGGAGCAGCCAGCUGAGGGCAGUAGCCCGCAGGAAGAUGAGCCCAGGGAACAUUUUUGAGAAAAAUCAGCCAGA
Drosophila subobscura is the source of this 350-nucleotide messenger RNA. RefSeq lists its product as uncharacterized. The transcript is spliced from 2 exons. Lineage: Eukaryota; Metazoa; Arthropoda; Insecta; Diptera; Drosophilidae. Bases 6 to 335 code for a protein of 109 amino acids. The record is from RefSeq and is a predicted model, not a curated record.